AUGCACUUCACAAACUCGAUACCUGGUAGUGACCCAUCAGACCGUGGGACAGUCGCGCCUACACUGCAGGUCUUCUCCAUCAAAAUCUCAGAAAUAAAAGGCGGCUUGCGGUGGCCAUUGUCUGUGUAUGGCGUGGUUGCAGCACGUGACGCCGUGGAUCACAACCGCAACCUUCUGUUUGCUCGCGAUAGGAGUGUGUACCAGACAAUCAAAGAAGACGAUCCUUAUUUGCGCUUGACUGGCCCCUCCCGUGCAAUUGUGUUUGGGGAUCCCGUGGACUUUGAAAUCCAACUGAAACUAAGAGGCAGCACAGCGGCUCGAGAUAGAGCAUUGAUCACUAGUACAGAGCGUUACUCCACAGGAAUUGGUACCAUAUGCUUUGAGAACUGCUUCUGUACAACAGAGUUAAAGUUGGAGGCGAUUGAGAGGUCGGUCCAGGCCACUAUCUUGAGUGUCUGUGUCAAAGGGGGGCCAUGGCCUUCCAAAUAUGGAGGUAGAGUUGUUUGCUAUGCGCCAUCACGGUCAGGUGAGAUCAAUGGGGAAGUGGUCUUGUCCGAUUCAUGUAGCGGAGGAAUGAUGCCUACCGGUUUGAGUGGUCACCUUCGUCUGUCAAGGAAUGUUGUUUCUGUAGAAAUGCAAGGCAGUCUACAAGUUAGCUUACAGGCAUACUCAUCUUCUGGUGGGUUCUCUCAACGAAAAGUUGUGUCCUUCAAAGCUAAGUCGUGUCUCAUAAGUCAGGCUAGUGUUACCUUUGGUGGCGCUAAGGUGGAGAUUACAGUUGCUUGGUCCCGUCUUGUUUCAGAGAAGGAAGAUAUCACAACAAAGGGCUGGGUGCAUGGACUUGGAGAUUCAGACAAGGUGUGA
Triticum turgidum subsp. durum (durum wheat) is the source of this 864-nucleotide messenger RNA. NCBI's taxonomy places the organism in Eukaryota, Viridiplantae, Streptophyta, Magnoliopsida, Poales, Poaceae. The record is from the annotation of a GenBank genome assembly.